This is a messenger RNA of Rana temporaria (common frog), 2916 nucleotides long. It is a transcript of the gene INTS15, whose product is annotated as chromosome 6 C7orf26 homolog. The transcript has 7 exons. The record is from RefSeq and is a predicted model, not a curated record. NCBI's taxonomy places the organism in Eukaryota, Metazoa, Chordata, Amphibia, Anura, Ranidae. The coding region runs from base 190 to 1629 and encodes 479 amino acids.
GUCGAUUGGCUGAACGACAUCGAGGCUUGGUUAGACGCACCGCCUCCUCAGGCUACGGUGGCCGGGUGGGGAUGAAUUGGGCCUCGUUGUAAUUGGUGUGCUUUCCCCUGAGUGGGAACAUUCGCGGCAGAAGGGAGCGAGGCCGGGGACACAAGGUGACGGGUUGGUGAGGGAGGAAUAAUAGAGAUAAUGGCGGCCAGUGGAAGGGGAACGAUGAGCGACAUUCGCCAUUCUCUCCUGCGGCGUGACGCUCUGAGUGCAGCAAAGGAGGUUUUGUACCACCUGGAUAUCUAUUUCAGCAAACAGCUCCAGAAUGCUCCUGUGCCGCUGGUCGAGAAAGGUCCUAUAGAACUGCUUGAAGAGUUUAUCUUCCAAAUACCCAAAGACCGCAGUUCUCAUGGCAAGCGACUUGGCGCCAUACAAGAGCUACAGCUGUUGGAGAUACUGUGCAAUUACUUCCAUGAACAAACCAAGGAGCCAGUCCGGCAGGUCAUCUUCAACUCCCUGUUCAGCCCACAGGGAAAUAAAGCCGAUGAGCAGCGCAUGGCUCUGCUAGGAAAACUGACCUCUAUGGCAGUUGCGGUAUGCAGGCUGCCUGUGCUGGAGAGUGCUGCUUCCUGGCUGCAGCGCUCUCCAGCUGUUUACUGUGUCCGCUUGGCCAAAGCACUGGUAGAUGACUAUUGUGGCCUGGUGCCAGGCUCCAUCCAGACGCUGAAACAGAUCUUCAAUGUCAGCCCCCGCUUCUGCUGUCAGUUUAUCACUGCUGUAGCUGCAUUCUAUGACAUGUCUACAGAGGACCUCCUGCCCCCUCAUGAUCUUCUGGAAAUGAUCGUAUCCUGGAUUUUUGAAGAUCCUCGCCUCAUUCUGAUCACCUUUCUUAAUACCCCCAUCUCUGCUAACUUGCCAAUUGGUUUCUUGGACUUCUCCCCACUAAUGGGUCUUGUUCACUGGUGUAUAAUUGCGCCUCUAGCCUACAGACGCAAGCAGAAAGCAGCUGGUGGAGAGCCAAUUAGAGAUAAUCAGAACCUUUACUCCAAGCUCCAUCUGAGUGUGCUGCAAGGGCUUAUGGUCCUUCAGACUCACCUUACAGAGAAAGCACUAUAUGGGCGACUGGCACUUGUGCUGUUUGAGCAGCUUGUACCAUUAGUUGAAGAGUUAGGACAGCUUUGUGAAGAACUUAACCCGCUUAAUGCUGAGCAAGAGAUGGAGUUGGCAUUAGAUCGUCUGGCCCAGGCGUUGCAGGUGUCCAUGGCAACAGGGGCAUUGAUUUGCACCCGUGAUGACCUGAGGACGCUCUGUUCUCGUCUCCCCCAUAACAACCUCAUGCAGCUGGUGAUCUCUGGCCCGGUUCAGCCUCAACCUGCUCACCCAACUUUGACACCUGCAUAUUACCCCCAUAUUCACACCCCACCUCUAGGUUACCCCUCUCUCCCAUCCCUACCUGCUCACACAGCCCUUCCCGCUCACACAACACUACCGGCUCAUGCAGCACUACCAGCGCACACAGCACUCUCCGCUCACUCGGCACUGCCGGCACAUGCAGCAUUGCCUACUCACUCGCCCUUAUCAGGACAUCCUGUGCAGACCUUCAUGCCUGGCAUGGCUUUCCCAUUUCGGCCCAUGCGCUGAGUUACAUGAACUUACAGAGACAGACUGUCAUUGUUACAGAGGAAGUGAACAGCUCAAAGACCAAGUACAGAACCUACAGGCUGUUGUUGUUCCAGCACAUCGAGGAUAAGGGCACAGUGCUGGUGGUCAUUUGAUGUAAUAUUGCACCUGACAUGGAGAUGUGUCUAGUAGCACAGUGUUAGUACUAUCAAAUAGGUCAGACUCUUUUACAGGCCUGGUUUACACCUAUGCGUUUUUAAUGCUUUUUGCAGAAAUGCUCUACAGUCAAUUUAACAUGGUUUCUUAUGGGGCUAUGCUUCUUUUUUUUAUUUAUUUUUUUUCAGCCACUGUAGUUUUGGAAAGGAUUAGGUAAAUUUUUAAAUGCAAAAUGGUGCGUUUUUGGUUCAGUAGACUUCAGAGUAGAAUCUGCAGAAAAGUAUGUAGUGCGUUUUUGCUGCCUGUUGCAUUUUUAAUCUGCCAGACAACAAAUUUGCCUAAAAAAAGCAUAAAAAGUGUGAAACCCAUGCAAAAAGUAUGUCAGAAAAGGCUCAAAAGCAAACGGCAUAGGUGUGAACCAGGGCAAAGGGUAUGUCCUGCUACAACUGCCAUCUCGGUAAAUCACCCACUGCUGUUUUAUACUUUUGGAGACUAGAGUGCUGCACCUCUUUGCUUCCCCUACAUGCUACAAUUGGACCCCUUUCACACUGAGCCGCUUUUCAGGCACUUUUGUGCUAAAAAAAAAAAAAGGGCAUGAAAAGCUCAUGAUAACCUAUUUCCAUGAAGAUUGAUGAAUGCCUUUACACUGGAGCGGUACGCUGGCGGGGAGCUGAAAAAACUCCUGCAAACAGCAUCUUUGGAGCGCUUACAAAAAAAAAAAGCACCUCUUUCAAUUGAAAUGAAUGGAAAGCGCUUCCAAAAUGUUUUUGAGUCACGUGACCUUCAAAAAAGUGCAUCGCUAAUGCCUGUGUUUUCUGGGCAGUUUUCAAGUGCCUCAGUGUCAAAGUCUUUACAGAGCUGUUCUCACUUAGGUUGUGUCUCUAUGGGUUCGACGUUAUGGCAAACAUCAGUGCGCUUCAUCAAGGAUGCGGCAGCGUGUAGAUGUGGAAUCUUGACUCUGGUGUUCCAAUACGAUACAUUGAUAAACCAGCUGCUAUCAGAAGGAAAUAAAAUAUAUCCGUUUUAAGUGGGCCUUUAGUUGUUUGGCACAAAUAUAAGUGCUGUGUUAUAAAUCGGACAAGCAAAGUUACGCUGAAUGGCCCAAGGUUUGUACACACCUGGCCAUCACACCUAUAGUGGCCAAAAAAAAAA